Molecule: messenger RNA, 2005 nt
Organism: Strongylocentrotus purpuratus (purple sea urchin)
Lineage: Eukaryota; Metazoa; Echinodermata; Echinoidea; Camarodonta; Strongylocentrotidae
Product: scavenger receptor class B member 1
Exons: 13
Coding region: 105-1772 (555 amino acids)
Cellular component (GO): cytoplasm; membrane
Molecular function (GO): scavenger receptor activity
Source: RefSeq, a predicted model, not a curated record
GAUACGCUGUUCGGCACUUGGAAAGUGGAUGUAGCUAGAAGCAGUCGACAUACAGUGCGUGAGAGACUACCAUAUUGGAGCGAAGUCAACAGACCUAAUACACAAUGCACAUGAUGGAAGAUGAUGACGACGAUUCAUCUUUUGAAUGCGAUGCCGAUAUGGCCCCACUCAUCAAGCGACCGCUCGAUGACAUCGAACAGAACCUCACAAAGGAUGGUGUGAAGCGAAAAUGCACACCCCGUCUUGUCGUCUGCCACGCAUUCUUGCUGCUGAUGGCACUGGCGUUGAUUUUCACGGGAUUGCUAUUCCUGCCAUGGUCCGUGGAGAGUAUGUAUGGCUACGUCAUACAUCAUGUCUUCGUUUUGGAUCCCAAUUCUCGCUUUUUCCCCGAGUGGCAACAACCUUCCUUGCCCAUCUAUCAGAGCGUGUACUUCUUUGACAUCCAAAAUCCUGAUGACCUGAUAAAAGGUCAAAGGCCAAAGGUCGUAGAGAAGGGCCCUUAUGUGUACAGAAUGGAGUUGGCUCGCGAUAACGUCACUUUCCACGAUAACGACACUGUGUCCUUUCUUCUACGCUACCGAUACUAUUUUGAGGAGGAUCGUUCGGUGGGACCGGAGACGGAUACCGUAACGGCCAUCAACUCUCCGCUGUUGACGACUGCUCACAUCAUGAAAAACUAUCAAUUCCUGGUUCGUACGGCAAUCCGUGGUCUCCUCUACGAGCUCGAUGAGCGAGUCAUCGUCACGAGGACGAUCUCCGAGAUGAUGUGGGGAUACUACGAGCCUCUUCUAGUCGUAGCGAAGCAGUUCCAGACAGUCCCGCCCGCAUUCGAGUCGGGUCGGUUCGGUUACUUUGUUGGAUUCAAUACUACAUACGUCGGGCAAUUCAACGUGUUCACUGGAAAAGAAAACGGGAGCUUAAUCAAUCACAUUGAAAGAGUAGAUGGCAAGAAAAGCCUGCCUUUCUGGUGGUCAGAUGAAGCUAAUGAAAUCGCAGAAAGCACAGAUGGUUCACUUUAUCAUCCGAACGUCGAGAAGACAGACACACUACAAUUGUAUCAGCCUCCACUUUGCAGGUCUGUGUCGUACGAUUUUGUGAAGGACUCCAGCUACGAGGGCAUACCACUACUGAAAUUCAGUCUGUCGCCCUUUACCUACAUGAACGCUACAGCUUUUCCUCCGAACGAGGGAUUUUGUAGCGGUCAACGAGAGCUGUGUGGACCAUCGGGUGUGAUGCGACAAGACCCCUGCCAUUUUGGAAGUCCGGUAGCGAUAUCCAAUCCUCAUUUCUUAGGAGGUCAACAAACUUUGUUUGAUGACGUCGAUGGCUUGUCACCUAAUUCCUCGCUUCAUGACAGCUAUAUGGAAGUAGAACCGAAAACUGGUAUUCCCUUUGUGAUGAAGUUUCGCGUCCAGAUCAACAUGUUUGUGAAACCAGUGGGCGGGAUCAGAGAAACCGAAGAAAUUCGUGAGAUGUAUCUACCCCUGCUCUGGAUUGAACAGAGCGUCGAAGCAAACGACCAAAUAGUCGCUGAAUUCAAGUUGGGCUUUGUGGAGGUAUGGAACAUCAUCGUCGGCGUGGAAUGGCUGCUCUUCAGCAUUGGCAUCAUCAUCAUACUCCUUCUACUGGUGAAGACAGCUAGGGUGGCGUUGAAAUCCGGCGAUGUCGAGAAAGAUGUAGAGGACUUCAAUGGAAACGGCAAGUCAAGGAAAAGUCAAGAUGCGAAAAUUACCUCCGCGACCCAGAGAGAAAAAAGUUGUGUAAAAGCUUAGAAAUGAAAUGAACCUUCGAAAAAUGACUAGGAGUGGGGGUCGCUUAUAAGGUGACGCCCCUCACAUUCAACAUUUUCGAUGUGUUUUUUUUGUCAUACUUGUGUUGGUUGUGUUAGGAAAAAUGUUUGAAAGCGUUAUUUAAAAAAAAUCAAAAGAUUAUUGCAGAUCCGGAGAACCUUUUUUUUUCUUGGGAAGGCGAAAGGACAUGGGGCUUGUAUGUUGUUGUUGUUGUU